Daphnia carinata is the source of this 390-nucleotide messenger RNA. Its product is annotated as discoidin domain-containing receptor 2-like. NCBI's taxonomy places the organism in Eukaryota, Metazoa, Arthropoda, Branchiopoda, Diplostraca, Daphniidae. The transcript has 2 exons. The coding region runs from base 49 to 390 and encodes 113 amino acids. The record is from RefSeq and is a predicted model, not a curated record.
GGGUUUUUCUUUCUCCUUUGAAGAUCUGAGGGCAUUGCCAGCUAUCAGAUGCCGAAGGGAGAUCAGCGAGGAGCCGGUUGGCAAUUCUACGAUGACUCUUACGACGGCAUCUGGGACGGCUCUUUACUGCGCCAGGGACUCGGCCAGUUGACAGACGGCAAACUCGGUGCCGACAAUUUCAAAGCCAGUUAUUACGACCAAGAUCGAGGCUGGGUCGGGUGGCGUAACGACUCGCGCAACGGCCAGCCCGUCGAGAUCGUUUUCGGGUUCAAUACGGUGCGCGAUUUCACGUCGCUGAGUAUCUUCGCCAAUAACCAGUUUACCAAAGAUGUCCAGGUAGGGUCGUAUUCUUUCCAUCAAGCAGUUUGCAACGUUGAAAUAAAUAACUAA